AUGACGAUUAUCGCUGCGAGCGAAAAGAUCAAGCACAACGUCCAGGAUGGGAUAUUUGUGAUUCAAUUGGACGAUGCAAAGUCGUUGAAUUCAAUGACGGGUCAUGAUUACUUAUAUUUGGGACAUUUGAUGGAAAUCGCAGAUCGCGACAGCGCGGUGUAUCUGACGGUUUUACAGAGUAGUGGUAGGUUUUUCUCGUCAGGUGCUAACGUCGGGAACAUCGGAGCCAUGCAGAGUGCUCAGGACGAAAAUGGAGAGCUGGGCAAAUGGCUGUCGGAAUUUGUGAGCCGGAAUUUGUUUGUAACGCACGUUUUUGCGAAACAUACCAAACCCAUAGUAUGUUGCUUGAAUGGUCCCGCCGUGGGUCUCUCAGCGGCGAUAGUCAUGUUAUGCGACGUUGUUUAUGCGAUGAAUAAUUCCGUAUACUUGCUUUUCCCCUUUGCGAAUCUUGCGCUAGUGACCGAAGGUGCACUUUCUGUGACAUUACCUAUGAAACUCGGCUACAACGUCGCAAGCGAGAUUCUGACAUUGGCACGACCUGUGACAUUUGAUCAACUUAACGGCAAAGUCGUGACCCGGAAUUACAACCUAAAAGACACUCAAGAAUUCAAUUCCCAGGUUUUACAAGAUUUGAAGCGCGCCACGGGCGAUUUGCACAAGGAAAGUAUUCCCGGCAUGAAAAGAUUGCUUCAAAGAAGUGUUCUAGACCAAAUGAAACGCGCCAAUGUCGACGAAGUCAACGACGCACUUUCGUACUGGGUACGAGGUUUACCGCAACAAAGAUUUCGUGAAAUUAAAUCCAAGCAACGUAUUCAUAAGAUGUGA
Molecule: messenger RNA, 825 nt
Organism: Lachancea mirantina
Lineage: Eukaryota; Fungi; Ascomycota; Saccharomycetes; Saccharomycetales; Saccharomycetaceae
Source: the annotation of a GenBank genome assembly